UCGAAAAUAUAAAUAACUUUUAUCAAUAUAAAAUCAGUCUCUUUGAGGUCUCGAUUACGCCUCUCUUUCUCUCUCGCAGCGAUUCCCGUCUCUCUCAAAGCGACGUCGCCGCCGCCGUUGUAUCUCCUCUCAAUCUCAAUUCAAUUGAACACGAGGAGUCACUCAACGGGUACUAUCCGAUUCAGUUAGGGUUUUAUUGUUGCAAAUUGUGUUUGUUUUUAUCCCCAAUUUGAUUUGUAGUGAUAAAGAUUGCUUUUUCUGUUUGAUGCUUUGUGUUGGUUGUUUUUGAUUGAUUUCUGGUGUGUAAGGGUCUUGAAUUGAUUAAAGUUUUGAUUUUUAGUGGAUUUGAUUAGUAUAUUCGGAAAGGGAUAAUAAUUGUUGAAUUGGGAUUUGGGGAUUUAGGGUUAGGGUUUUUGUGAUUUGGUGUUUGGGUUUUUGAAUUUUUUGGUGGUAUCUAUGCCGAAAUAUAUGGCAGCUGGAAGAAAUGGGGGUUAUCGUGAUAACGAAGUGAGGGAUCGUGAAUCGGAUCUUGAUGUGUCGAGGAGGGAUAUUGGGUAUUCUAAGGGGGAGAAUGAUAGAAUGAAGAAUGGGUAUAGGGAUUAUGAAAAAAUUCAAGGUCGGGGUGGGGGUAGUAGGGAUAGGGGGACGGUGAGACAGAAGGAUGUUAAAGAGAGGGAAUCGAGUAAUGGGGGUUUGUAUCGGUCUGUUUCGAGGAGUGGGUCGGGGAGUAGUGGCAGUAGUGGAGGUGGUAGGUUGAGGGGAUUGUUGGUUGGUUCGGUUGAUCGUGAGCCAGGGGAGCUAUCAAGUGAGAGUGGAUCCGAGGAAGCUACAGAUUCGUCUCGGGCUGAUAAUAAUAGAAGUGACUUGAAGCAGGAGAGUGGGAUGAGUUUACCAGCUCAAAGUAAGAAGAGAAAGUUCUCGCCGAUUGUGUGGGACAGAGAUGAAGUGAGUAUUGUGUCUCAACAAAGUGUUGCAUUGACACCUAGUGUUCUCCCUCCCCCACCUCCACCGCCCAAGUCUUAUAGAGAGUCUCCUAACACUAUUGUUGCUGGUGCAGUUGAAAUUUGUCCGAUUGAGUAUACUAAGCUUCAACCCUCAGAGUCGGAGCUGCCGGUUGAGCCUGUUGUAGAAAUCGUGUCACAUGUUUCUGUUGUAGCAGAGUCUCUUGGUGUUUUAUCUUCUGCUCCUCAGGAACAGCACACAGAAUACAAUGAGGAUUAUGCACCAACCUUGAAUAUUAGAUCCUCUAGAUGGGCAAAUGAUGCCAAUUCCCCAGCGGAUGAAGGGGAAAUUUCUGACUCUCCUGAUGUUAGAAUGCUGAAAAAGAUGAAGAAAAUGCCCUUGGCUGCUCAACAGGAGAUGAAAGUGCGGAAUAAAUUGAUUAGUCCGGAGUUAGUGGAGCUCAAGAGAGAAGGUUCUGAAGGUCAGAGGGCUAGAUCAUCUGAAUCUGAUGAAGGUGCUCGCUGUAGGUCUUCGAGCGGAGAUUUUUAUGCAGACAAGGACCAGGACAAUGCUGAUUAUAUGGAGAUGGAUAUAGAACAUAAUAAUGGUAGUAAAAUUGGCCGUAAAGAUACAGAUUCAGAGGAUGAAUGUUAUUCUCGUGAUACGCCCGAACCUGCUGCUCCCCCGCAGAGGAGUGUGAACAUGCUUCAGGGUUGUAGAAGUGUGGACGAGUUUGAGAGGCUUAACAAAAUAGAUGAAGGUACGUAUGGGGUAGUAUAUAGAGCAAAAGAUAAGAAAACUGGAGAAGUUGUUGCAUUAAAGAAAGUCAAGAUGGAAAAAGAGAGGGAAGGUUUUCCAUUGACUUCUCUACGAGAGAUAAAUAUCCUCCUUUCCUUUGAUCAUCCUUCAAUUGUUGAUGUGAAAGAAGUAGUUGUGGGGAGCAGUCUUGACAGCAUCUUCAUGGUAAUGGAAUACAUGGAGCAUGAUCUGAAGGCACUGAUGGAGACGAAGAAACAGCCAUUUAGUCAGAGUGAGGUCAAGUGCCUCAUGCUCCAGUUACUCGAAGGUGUGAAGUAUCUUCAUGAUAAUUGGGUUCUCCAUAGAGAUUUAAAGACCUCAAAUUUGCUUUUAAAUAACCGUGGUGAGUUGAAGAUAUGCGAUUUUGGGUUGGCUCGUCAAUAUGGAAGCCCCUUAAAACCAUACACUCAUUUGGUUGUAACUUUGUGGUACAGGGCACCUGAACUUUUAUUGGGAACGAAACAGUAUUCAACUGCAAUUGACAUGUGGUCCCUGGGUUGCAUUAUGGCUGAGCUCCUGUCCAAGGAACCACUAUUUAACGGGAAGACAGAAUUUGAUCAGAUAGACAAGAUAUUUAAAAUGCUCGGCGUACCAAAUGAGACUAUAUGGCCUGGUUUCUCUAAACUCCCUGGAGUGAAGGUGAAAAACGUCAAGCAGCCGUACAAUCUGCUGCGUAAGAAGUUCCCAGCUACAUCUUUCACAGGAUCUCCAGUUCUCUCAGAUGCUGGAUUUGACUUGCUGAACAAGCUUUUAACUUAUGAUCCGGAGAAGAGAAUAACAGCUGAUGCUGCUCUUAACCAUGAGUGGUUCCGUGAAGUUCCUCUUCCUAAAUCCAAAGAUUUUAUGCCUACAUUUCCUGCUCAGCAUGCGCAGGACAGACGUACUCGAAGAUUAUUGAAGAGUCCAGAUCCUCUUGAAGAGCAGCGGCGGAAAGAGUUAAAGCAAAGGGAACUGGGGACAGGCGGUCUGUUUGGAUGAGCAAAUUUAGUAUAUGUGGAGUGCUUAAAAGCUCUGAUCUUAAAUGUAUAAUAUCCACUGAUGUACGCGCUGAAGGUGGCACAAAAUUAUUUUUGUGAUCAGCGGUGCUGUUUUUUAGCAGGCACCCCCUUGAUUUGGGCGGAAAGAUGUUCUUCAAAAUCAGAGAGUAGCAGCUUGGCUGUCCAUUGAUAUAUCAUUAGGUUCUGUGACACUGCUAGCAUAGCAAUGUCGAUAAUGGUCUCUAUCAGUUUAAUGUUAGAAUAGUCUCUCUUGGAACAGUAUGUAAUAUAUUUUACUGAAUUUGUAAGCAAUUCUCUUGUACAAUUGGUUUUGGUCACUGAAAAACAAGGUCUUUAUUCCCUAAGUGUCAUUUUCAAUGUUUAAUAAUUGGAUUAUUUUUUUA
Daucus carota subsp. sativus is the source of this 3121-nucleotide messenger RNA. Its product is annotated as cyclin-dependent kinase G-2. Bases 457 to 2718 code for a protein of 753 amino acids. Gene Ontology annotation, biological process: protein phosphorylation; regulation of mitotic cell cycle. Gene Ontology annotation, molecular function: protein serine/threonine kinase activity; ATP binding. NCBI's taxonomy places the organism in Eukaryota, Viridiplantae, Streptophyta, Magnoliopsida, Apiales, Apiaceae. The record is from RefSeq and is a predicted model, not a curated record. The transcript has 6 exons. Gene Ontology annotation, cellular component: nucleus.